GUCAAAUCAGGUAGUAGAAAUUAUAAAAUUUAUUCAGUGAUUAAUGGCGCAGGUUGUUUGGAAUUUACUGUAAUGAAUAGUUAAUCAAUUGCGGAAAAUACGUAAUUCGUAUAAUUAUUAGAAAAAUAUAAUGGAUACUCUUGCAUUGCGAGACUCCGCCACUGAAGUUGUAGUGGUAGAUAAUUCUGCGGUUUUGGAAGAUACAGUUGAUUCAACUCCAGUACUACGUCUUCGUUUAGAAAAGCCCAAAUCAGACAGACAAGUUGCCUGGCGUGAGGGUACCAUUGAUAAUGAAGGCAUGGGAAAAAAAAAAUCGAAGUGCUGCUGCAUAUAUAAAAAGCCUGUAAGUUUUGGAGAAAGCUCAUCUUCCGACGAUGACGAGUGUGAGCACUGUUUUGGGCAUCCUGAAAAGCGUCGAAGAAAUAUCAAUAAAAACCAUAAUCACGGUAAAGAUGUAACGGAUAACAGCAGUAAUGAAAACAGAGAAUCUGAAAUAGAUAUUACUGAAAUACAGCAACCACAAGAUGACAAUGGUUCCCACCUUAUAAGUGAUUGACCAUAAGUUACAAACUUGUAACGAGAACCAAUUACAGAAUCAUGCAAAUUUUGCAACAAUAUAGUUUGUUAUUUUCUUUGUAAAUCCCAAGUUAGGUGUAAUUCUUUUCUAAAUAAAUUGCAACCUUUCGGUUCGUUUACCUAAA
Molecule: messenger RNA, 701 nt
Organism: Bactrocera neohumeralis
Lineage: Eukaryota; Metazoa; Arthropoda; Insecta; Diptera; Tephritidae
Exons: 3
Coding region: 131-556 (141 amino acids)
Cellular component (GO): nucleus
Molecular function (GO): protein serine/threonine phosphatase inhibitor activity; protein phosphatase 1 binding
Source: RefSeq, a predicted model, not a curated record